AUGGCAUCAUACGCGCAAAGCUUUCGCGAGGCGGCCAAGGCUCGCCGGUCCAUCUACAAGCUUGAGGCGAAGUCUCCUAUCCCAGACUCAGACAUCGUCGAAAUCGUCCAGGAAGCACUGCUCUAUUGUCCAUCCACCUUCAACUCUCAAACGACCCGUGCUGCCGUCAUGCUUGGGGAAGAACAUGUCAAGCUAUGGGACAUCAUCAUUGGCAUCGUCCGGCCGAGCAUGGGGGCUGAUGUUUGGAACGGUUUUGGGAAAGCGCGGUUUGAAGGAUUCCGCGGCGCAUAUGGAACUGUAUUAUUCUUCGAAGUCAAGGGCGGUGUCGAGAAGGUCAUAAGAUCCUACGGGAAAACCGAAGCCGAUAAAGUGAAGAUCCAGACGUGGCAAGACGUGACGAAUGGCAUGCACCAAUACUACAUCUGGACGCAACUGUCCAACAAGGGAUUGGGCUGCAAUCUGCAACAUUGCAAUCCUCACAUCGAUGAUGCUGUCGCAAAGGCCUUCGACAUCCCUGCGGAGUGGGAAUUGAAGGCUCAACUCGUGUUCGGUACUCCCACAGGUCCGCCAAAGGAUAAGGAAAUGAUUCCUCCGGCGGAAAGGAUGAAGAUAUUUGGCGCUCGAAAUUAG
Fonsecaea pedrosoi CBS 271.37 is the source of this 630-nucleotide messenger RNA. RefSeq lists its product as uncharacterized. Gene Ontology annotation, biological process: cellular response to oxidative stress. The transcript is spliced from 3 exons. Lineage: Eukaryota; Fungi; Ascomycota; Eurotiomycetes; Chaetothyriales; Herpotrichiellaceae. The record is from RefSeq and is a predicted model, not a curated record. The coding region runs from base 1 to 630 and encodes 209 amino acids.